Messenger RNA from Gekko japonicus, 1551 nucleotides. RefSeq names its product beta-1,4 N-acetylgalactosaminyltransferase 2-like. The transcript has 8 exons. The coding region runs from base 1 to 1551 and encodes 516 amino acids. Lineage: Eukaryota; Metazoa; Chordata; Lepidosauria; Squamata; Gekkonidae. Gene Ontology annotation, biological process: UDP-N-acetylglucosamine metabolic process; UDP-N-acetylgalactosamine metabolic process. The record is from RefSeq and is a predicted model, not a curated record.
AUGGAAGCCCAUCUCUUGCUUAAAGACUUGAUAGCGCCCCAGUUGACCAAAGCUGAGUCUUACAGCUCUUUGGUUAAGGCGCUGACCAACCACCUGGCUCCCAAACCUACUAAGUUUAUGGAGCGAAUGGACUUUUUUGUGAAAGUCCAGGGCCCCGACGAGACCGCCUCCAAUUUCCUGGCGGCGCUACGUCGGGCCACCACCAGGUGCUCCUUUUCCGACCAGGCUGAAGCUCUCCUCAACCAGUUCCUCGUGGGACUACGGGAGCCUAAGCUCCGGAGGAGACUCAUCAUCCAGGACGACCUGGAUAUUGAUAAGGCAAUCAGAGAGGCCACCGCUUAUGAAAAAUCGCAUCACGACUGCCGUGCUACUGUCGGCUCUGACGCCUCGGACGAGGUGCUACAGGUCUGCCAUCGGCCGUCCCAGCGCCUGCAUGAGCCGUCCUCCAACUCAGGCAAAGCGUCGUCGGCUACCUCGGCCCCAUGCGCCAGCUGCAGGGAGGACCACGAACGAAGGUCUUGCCGGUUCCGGAAUGCCGUUUGCAGGACGUGCAAGGGUCCAGGGUCUACCGCUCCAAAGGACAGCGCCCGAAGACUUCAGCCCACCAGACCUCGACAGACCAGCUCAUCAAUCUCCACUCCCUCUCGGCCCACCAGCAGCAGCACCUGGCUUGGACCAAAGAAUCGCUGUGAAUGCGCUCAAACCAAGAUGACAGUCUAUCAGAUGGCGGACUAUAUUGCUAAGGAUCAAAUUGCCUCCAUCACGGAACGACGAGAGAAGGAAUUUGAAGAGUAUCAGAGAAGAUAUCCCACCAGGACAAAAGAUGCCAUUAUUGCUGCACCAAACACACCUUUAAGCUACCCCAUUUACGGUGCUGAAGUGAUGCCCUGGCACACCAUUGUAAUCCCAGGGCUUGGUUUCCAUGGCAAAAGUACAGAAAAAGUCCAGGUGGUUCUACGAGCCUCGCUUGGUACUUUGAACACCCUCGCUGAUACAUCCAAAGACGUGGUGCACGGGCGAGGGGGGAAAGAGCUGACCAUCUCCACCUCCAAUGUGAAGCUACUAAAUCACAUACUGGGACACGUCACGUACACCAGUACAGUAUUUCUAGUCAAUGCUGUAGACAUGGUGAGCUUUGAAACAGGGUCAUACCUUGUUAAAUUUCCUGUGACCAUCCGACAGCUGCCUCUUCCCAAGCUCUUUGACCCAGGAUCAGAUAACAACAUCCGGGACCUCGUGACCAUCACCACCAAGACUUUCUUGCGGUACCACAAGCUGCGGGUCCUCCUUAAAAGCAUAAGACAGUUUUACCCAGACAUCAAGGUGAUUGUGGCAGAUGACAGUGAGCAUCCAGAGAAGAUUGAAGAGGCCAAUGUCGAGCACUUCAUCAUGCCCUUUGGAAAGGGUUGGUUUGCGGGGAGAAACCUUGCUGUCUCUCAGGUGACAACCAAAUACUACCUCUGGGUGGACGAUGACUGCCUGUUUACCAAAAACACUAAGAUCGAGAAACUGGUUGAAGUGCUGGAGAACACCAACUUGGAUGUGGUAUGA